Messenger RNA from Cynoglossus semilaevis (tongue sole), 4537 nucleotides. It is a transcript of the gene kcnk12, whose product is annotated as potassium channel, subfamily K, member 12. Gene Ontology annotation, molecular function: potassium ion leak channel activity; outward rectifier potassium channel activity. Gene Ontology annotation, biological process: stabilization of membrane potential; potassium ion transmembrane transport. NCBI's taxonomy places the organism in Eukaryota, Metazoa, Chordata, Actinopteri, Pleuronectiformes, Cynoglossidae. The record is from RefSeq and is a predicted model, not a curated record. The transcript is spliced from 2 exons. Gene Ontology annotation, cellular component: plasma membrane. The coding region runs from base 528 to 1760 and encodes 410 amino acids.
UCUGUCAAGAACCAACUGGAUGCACAGAGAACAAGCUCUCGAAACCUUUGAAGAACAAAAACAACAGACUAAUUGACUUUAAUGGGCUUUUACCUGAGGCAUAGAUAAUAUCUUGAGUGUCGAUCCUGUGUGUGCGCGUGUGCGUGUUUUCGUGGGAUCAUUUUGGUGCAGGGAAGCCGGAGAAUCCUCCAACUACCUCCUGCAUUUUCACAAAGGAGCGCGCAAGGCUGGAUUCAAGCUGCAGUCCACUCCUCCUCACCAUCUGCAUUGGCACAUCUGAAAUACACGGAGGCAGAGAGGACGGCGAGGAGCUUUUCUCCACAACUCUUUCCACGGACUUUUGCAUCUUCAGAUGCGAUUCAUUCCACUUUACUAACUAAGAUGAGACCACGUGUUGUGCGGAGUGCCGGAGAUGCUGCUGCCUGCGCGUUAAAGUGCGGUGAGUGAGUGUCGGACGGGGACUUUUGAAUGCCGCCUCUGAUGUGCAGCUCGUCGCUGUCCGACGCGCGAGUGGUGCUGAAAUUUGGAUGAUGCCUGGCCUGCGACUGCAAGGCUGCCGCUCCCUGCACCUCAACGAGGACAACGGCCGCUUCGUGCUGCUCGCCCUCCUCAUCAUCCUCUACCUGCUGUGCGGCGCUGCGGUCUUCUCGGCCAUAGAGAGGCCCUCGGAGCUGCGGGCUCACGGCCGCUGGAACGGGACGCUCCUCAACUUUAGUGAGACCUUCAACAUCAGCCUGCAGGAGCUCAACUCCUUCCUGCGGGAGUACGAGGCUGCCAUCGCCGCCGGGAUCCGGGCUGAUGCCCUGAGGCCACGAUGGGAUUUUACAGGGGCUUUUUAUUUUGUUGGAACUGUGGUGUCGACUAUAGGUUUCGGGAUGACAACCCCUGUCACAGUCGCAGGCAAGGUGUUCCUGAUUUUUUAUGGGCUCCUGGGCUGCGCUGCUACCAUCCUUUUCUUUAACCUAUUCCUGGAGCGAAUCAUCACCCUGCUGGCUGUGGUGAUGAAGGCGGUGAGGGAGCGGAGAAUCAGGAAUAGCGGUCUGCUCCCCCCAGGCAUUCGCCAUGACUUCUCAGCCUACUCCCUUCCAGGCUGGAAACCCUCUGUGUACCACGUGAUGCUGAUUCUUGGCCUGUCAGCCAUCACUAUUUCCUGCUGUGCGUCGGCCAUGUACACCCCGGUGGAAGGAUGGGUGUACUUGGACUCCCUCUACUUUUGCUUUGUUACCUUCAGCACCAUUGGCUUUGGGGAUUACGUCAGCAGCCAGAGCGCCUCCUAUGAAUACCAAAGCCUCUACAGGGUGGCCAACUUUUUCUUCAUGCUCAUGGGUGUGUGCUGCAUCUACUCACUCUUCAAUGUCAUCUCCAUUGUCAUCAAGCAGGUGCUCAACUGGAUCCUGGAGAAAAUGAGCUGCUUGUUUUGUCAGCGCUGCAGCAAGGCCCAGGCCUUCUUGGGUCGGCGUAAUGCCAUCAGGCCGGGCUCUAAGGGUCGCCAAGGUCGUCUUGCCCAUGCGCCUGACUCCGAAGGACCUUGCGAUAGUGACACUGAGGGACGCAGACUAUCAGGCGAGAUGAUCUCUAUGAAAGACCUGGCAGCGUCUAACAAAGUAUCUCUGGCUCUCAUGCAGAAGCAGCUGUCAGAGUCAGCUAAUGGAUACCCCAGGACAGUCUGUGGCAGCUCACGCCAUAAUGGUUUCUCUGGGGGAGUCGGUGCCCUGGGUAUCAUGAACAACAGGUUGGCAGAGACGAGUAACUCCAGAUAAAGGGAACAGCAACUGAGACUAAGUGCCGGAAAAGAUUGGAUUUUAAAGUGGAGCCUUAGUUUUCUUUGUUAUGCAUGAUACACUUAUAUUUGGAGUAUAUCUGGAGCUCAGUGGUGACAAAACAAUGAAAGUUAAAACAGGUUGUCAUGGAUUUUACCAUGAUGGUGGCAUGAAGAGAGAACUCUAGUCACAACUGAAAGAAAUUGUUCAGGAAGAACCCUUGAUCCCCGUUGAAUUGACCAACCAUUGAACCCUGAGCAAAUCACUGAACGUCCAUGAAAUAUCACUGACAGUCUGCAGGAACAGUCUGUAAUUUCAUGCUCAUCGCACCAGACUUAAGUGACUGAAACGUUCUACUGUUAUGGAGCCAAGGAAAGUACAUAGUGCAAUCUUAAUUCUUUGUACAUAUAAUACAGGUGUAAUCACUGAAUGAUAUAGCACACGAUGAUCUAUGCAUUAUACUUCUCAUGCAUUUUUUGCACCAUUAGUAGACUUGUGCAAUUCCCAUGCAUUCUUGUCAUGGCUUAAGUUUUACCCCUCAGGUCAUUCAUUUUAUAAAUCAAUAGUAGAAAGAGUAAGAGUAACGUCAGUGAUUUUGCGGAUGACUAGACAUCUACGAUUGUUGCUGUCACAUUCCACAAGAUUGAAAACAAAAAAUCCGAAGGAAAGAAACUUGUUUUUUUUUUGUUUGUUUAUCAGUUGGCUACAAGUGUGGUGUCACAGAUCUUUGAAUCAAAGCAGAAAGCAAAAACACCACCCUAUUGUAUCUCUUUGUUUUUUCAAACUUACAGCUGCCAGCAACAAAACAACAGAUAAAGGCUGGUAAUAUUUUAAUUAAAAUUUUAAUUACAGGAUUCAUACUUAUGAUUGGGGUGAAUUUUACUUCAAGUCAACGAGAAGCCUUUAGAGACGCAGGGACGGCGGAGGGUGAAUUUCAAUUUCCCUCUUGACAUUUAACCUUAAACCUUGACCCUCCAUUUAACAUUUGAAUGAAAGUUGAGGGUUGAGGUUAAGGUUACACUGUACAUUGUCUUGUUGCAGAAGAGACGUAGGCUUCAGUGUAGAGUUAGUUGUUACCACAGUGGUGGGCCAUGGGGCAGUCAGGUCAUUUGUGGGCUGUUGUUGAUCACAGUUUUAGACUGUGUCAACAAAAACAAGAUGUGGAAAUGGCUUCAUUGCAAACGCAUUACAAAAAGGCUUCAAUGGAUUGGCAGCAGCCACUCCAUUAAAAGAAUUCCCAUGUCUGUGAGGUCCUUCUUACUGGGAAUGCUACGACUUCACUUUUACUCUCAACAACAUGUAAAUUACCGCCAUCUGCUGUUAAAGAAUGUAACUACCUCUAACGCAGGUGAAGCGCAUGCUUUGGCUCAAAUGAUUAAUGUUGUGUCAUGACUGGUCAACCCACCUUGCAACACGUUAAAGAUUAAGAGGUAAGUGACAUCGCUAAGAAAUCAAAUUUAAGCCAAAACAACCCAUUAUACUCUUUAGUCAUUCAAGCCAUUCUCUGACAUGACUCCUGACAUUUCUUUGAAUGACUACGUCUUGGGUAUCACUCAUGACUCAUUAUGUUCUUGAAGCGGUGUUCCAUUUCCCAGGGAUAGAUUUCUCCCACUUCCCUUUGUAAUUCAAUUUCAAUGGACGAGGGUUGGAAGGAAAAGACAAAUGGGACAAGACCAAACAUUGAUGGUUUUAUCCUACAGGUGACAAUAACGCUUGAAACUCAAAACCCUAAAAGGUUUUCUCUGCGAAACAAACCAGACAAGAUAUAUAAUAAUAAUAAACAAAGCUUUCAGAGGGUGAUCUCUCCUAAUUUAGUGAAUUUAAGGAUACAGUGCUUCUCCGUCAGGUUCCGUUUUCACAAGCAUAAUUUCUUCCAUAGUAUCUGCAAUUGAGCGCUUUUGUGGUGGUGUAUUUUUUAUCCUGGUUGUAUUUUUAAACAGCCAGGAUAUGGGAGGAGACAUUAUACUCAAACUGUCACUUCUUUAACAUAUUCACACACAAUACGAAUAAAUGGUGGCUCUAAUCAACUUUUUCCAUCUUUGACUUCUAAUAUCCUUCCAGACAGCUCGCUUUGUUUUCCCUGUCAUCUCUGAAUUCACUGCACCAAAAAUGCUCCUGCUUUGUUUCCCUUGCACAUCGACUCUGUCCUCAAGCCUAUCGUCACACUUACACUGUGAAUAAGAGACAUGUCAUAACUGUAUAUAUAUAUAUGAAACCCUGGAGCAUCUUAACAGUGUGACCUGGAUCUGGAUUAGUCCCUUGUUGUAAUUCGUCACCUUAGAGCCUAGACGUGAUGAUGUACUUUACUCCCAGUCUCAACAAAUGGAAUAGAGAAAAUGACUCAGGUAGUUAAACCUUCAGGCUUGUCUUAGUUUUUCCUUGCAUGCCACUAUGGUAAAGCCAUAUGAGAUAGCUGUAAAUAACAGAGGACUAUUUAAAGUCUAUUUUUCUACUUCUACUGUUUAGCUUUUGAGUAUCUUAAUGUAAAUGACUGGAGAAGACUGAUGAGAUGCAGCUUGUAAAACAUCCCUCAAAUAAAGAGAUCACAGGUGUUCUGAGGUGAACGUGUAGGAAAUGUAAACGUUGUUGCUGUUGCAGAGUCAAAUGAAAAGAUCGGCCUCCCUCUCACAUUUGUUCCAUUUGUGUGAAGCUAAAGCACAUCUGUUUAGCAGUUCAACAGAAUGGGGGCGCUGCAGGACAAGUUUAACAGACUAGCUAAAAACAAACCGAUCUGGUUUCUUUGAAUAAAAUAAUCAAAUAAAUUACUGAAACUAUUA